Molecule: messenger RNA, 715 nt
Organism: Sphaeroforma arctica JP610
Lineage: Eukaryota; Ichthyosporea; Ichthyophonida
Exons: 3
Source: RefSeq, a predicted model, not a curated record
GCCAGUGUAUUGGGUGGGUUCGUCUUCUCGGCGUCUGCCCUGUCCUCCACCGCGUCGUCUGUGAACAGAUCGGCACUGCACGGGAAAAGGCGACUCAACUCACUCACACCGGCGGCUGAGCGCAAAAGGCGCGAUCUCACGGCAUUUGACUUUGACGAGGAUGAGCUGGACCAGUCCAUACUCUUCCGACGGCAAAUCAUUGAGAAGAAUCAGAACAAGGGGGUCACGCCACAGAUAAGACUGCAGGAGUCAAUGAUACGAGGCCAGCCACAGGGCGUUACAGCCAACAAGUCCACCCCAACGCAACACACAGCUGGAGCUGCAGUCCCCUUGCUACAACAACCCGCACGACCCCCCGCCGCGCCACCCAAUCAAAUGCUUGCUACAGCGGCGGGAGUAAGUACCUUGGCGACAUCCAAUCAGAUGCCAGGGAUAGUGGAUAAAAAUAGAACCGAGAGCCCGGAUAGGGAACAUGAACCGAGUGUGUCUAAGAAGCCGUCGACCAAUCAAUUGGACUUUGCGUUCAACAUGCGCGUGUUCUCAUCUGAUGAGAGUUCGUCUAAUGACGACGGCGCACUGAGUGACGGGUCAACGGAACUCAACCGCCAAGCGCAUCUGAUGCUCAAUGAUAGUCCGUGACUGCGCAUAUUAUUAUCCCGAUAUGAAAUAUAUAUGUAUAUGUAUAUAUAUGUAUAUGUAUAUAUAUAUAUAUAUA